Lolium perenne is the source of this 2080-nucleotide messenger RNA. The record is from RefSeq and is a predicted model, not a curated record. NCBI's taxonomy places the organism in Eukaryota, Viridiplantae, Streptophyta, Magnoliopsida, Poales, Poaceae.
GUUUUCACGUUCUCUUCUCCCUCCGGUAAAAAGAGGCCGGGCCUCACCGUAAGCUUCUGCUUGGCACCGCCUCGCCUCCUCCGCUCUCUCCACCAGCACGGGCGCGCCUACGUAUAUAUAAGGGGUUAGGGUUUGUUGAGUAAGAGUUGCCCGAUCUGAUUUACUCUAGUUCUUCGAUUGCCGGCGGCGGUGCAGCCGGGGAGCGCAUGGCCGCGGCCGCUGGAGGGAGCCCCACGGCCAGUGGCGUCGGGGAGCGGGACGGGUUCCUGCCGGUCGCCGACAUCAGCCGCAUCAUGAGGAGGGCCAUCCCGCCCAACGGGAAGAUCGACAUGGAGGCCAAGGAGGCCGUGCAGGAGCUCGUCUCCGAGUUCAUCGCCUUCCUCACCAGCGAGGCGAGCGACAGAUGCAAAAGGGAGAAGCGGGAGGCCUUGACCGGCGACGACCUGCUGUGGGCGAUGGCCACGUUGGGGUUUCAGGACUACAUCCAACCCCUCAGGCUCUACCUCCACAAGUACAGAGAGAUGUCAGUAUUAGACACGGGAAUGGAAUUGGAACAGCAUGAGCAACUGGAGGUGCUGCCACCACCGCACUGCCCUGCCGAUGGAAUCGCCGAGAUGAGACAUGAUAAGGUGAGAGAUGGGCUUCCGAACGGAUAUCCCAAACCCGACAUCACUGUCCAUAAGAACAGCCCUGAACCGACGACAGUGCCGCUACCCUGCAAGGUGCUACCUUGCACAAUGGAAGUAGAGCCAAAAACCUUGCCCGUAUUUGAUGUUAGAGAUUGGUCUGAGCUCCCACUCGAUGCUCUUUCUGCAAUCUUCAUGAAGCUUGGGACAAUUGAGAUCCUGAUGGGUGCGGGACUUGUGUGCCGUUCAUGGUUGCUGACGGCAAAGUCCCCUGAGUUGUGGCGUUUUGUGGACAUGACACGCCACAAGGUGGUUUUCUCAAAGGCAGAAAGCGUCAUGUGCAAAAUGGCAAAGGUGGCUAUAGAUCGCUCUGAUGGACGAAUGGAGUCAUUCUGGGCUCAGAAGUUUGUCAGUGGCGAACUCCUCGGUUACAUUGCAAGCAGAGGCAAAUCAUUGAAGAGCAUUCGGCUCAUCGCCCCUGGAUACUUUUGGGAUGAUGAGGAUGCAGUAGUUAGGCUUGCAGCUAAAUGUCCAAUGCUGGAAGAGAUAGAGUACUCGCAUCAGCAGCAGCCAGGGUAUUUCUUCAAGCAGAUCGGAACAGUGCGCCCAGAGCUGAAACGUCUAAGGAUCCAUAUGGAUUGGUACGACUCUGAUGCGAUUAAGCAUGAGAUGAUGAUGGAACAGCGCCAGGACGAUGACGAGGAAGAGGAGGAGGAGGAAGAGCCGUACGAGGCCUGGGAAGCGAGACACAACGAGGAGGCUUUCGCCAUAGCAGAGAACUUGCAUGAGUUGCGGCUCCUUCAGAUGGCCGGCAACAGCCUGACCAAAAAAGGGGUCUACGCCAUUCUUGAAGGCUGCCCACACCUCGAGUGCCUCGACCUUACAGAUUGUGGUCAUCUGAAAGUUGACGAUGAACUCAUAGCUCGAUGCGCCAAGAUCAAUCAUGUCUGGCUGCCAGGACACUGGCCUCAUGUUCGCUGCCCAGAUCUCCAUACUAUUGGAGAGAAGGAAGGCGAAGUGAUCGAGCUGCCUGAUGUCUAUGAAAUAGAGGCUCGUAUGCUGCGUGACACGGGAUCAAUGGAGGAGGGAGCAAUGGAGGAUGAUGGCUACGGCGACAACUACUGGGAAGACUAUACACCCCCCUCGUCCCCUGACUCUCCAGACCUGCACAACGUAACCUGCGAUGACACCAGAUACUACACUUACAUCCAUGACUACUACUCUCUCUGAUCUUCCCAGUGCCCUGUUCGAAUUAUGACCGAUACAGCUGUGCCAUGUUCAGUAGUCUAAAGUCACUGUCUUGGUGUUUUGGAUCUUCAAUAGUUUGUGUAUAUCCUGCAGAAGGCCUUUUGAUGUGCAAACCAGCUGGUGUUGCUUGAACUUUCUCCCCGUAUUGUGCUUCGUGCUAGCUUGCUGUGUGAAAGACUAAAAGUUUAAUUGGUUUCUGCCUUCAC